Molecule: messenger RNA, 1077 nt
Organism: Cryptosporidium muris RN66
Lineage: Eukaryota; Apicomplexa; Conoidasida; Eucoccidiorida; Cryptosporidiidae
Exons: 4
Coding region: 1-1077 (358 amino acids)
Source: RefSeq, a predicted model, not a curated record
AUGACUGAGGUCCAAAAGGUAUUAAAGCUUUUAGAUGAUGCAAAGGAUAUUUGUGAAACCCUUUUACAGACUUCAAAGGAAGAUAUAGAACUGAAAUUAGAAGAUUUUCAACGCUUAGAGAGUAUAAUGGGUAUUUUAAUAACAAAAGUAGCGAAAUAUAGGAUAUUUCUAAAGGAAACAGAUCCAGAAAAGCAAAUAUAUGGUCCCAAAAUGCGUGAAAAACUAAAAAAUCUUUGUGAAAAGUAUGAAAUUUUAGAUACAAUUUAUGAGGAGGAACUUAAGUUUGUUUUUCAGCAUGUAAAGGAUAGAUACGAACUAGAAUUGAAGAGAAAGAUUGAGUUUGCAAAGUUACAAGAAGAGAUGGAAUUAGAAAGGAAAAUCCAAGAAGGACGUUUAGAGACUUUACAGGAAGAACAACAAAGGCAAAAAAUUUUAAAAGAGAAGAAUGAAGCUAUUGCAAAGAAAGAGCAUGAAUUAAAAUUGAAGUUAGAUAGAGAUAGAAAUGAAAAAGAAACUUUGAUGAAUAAAAUAAUUGAAGCUUACAGACUGCAGGAAAAUACAUAUAAUUUUAAUAAAAAUAGUAUUGAUAAAUUCAUGGCUAUUUUCGAUGGAUUUGAGCAAAUGGCCUCAAAUACAUCUCUAGGUGAUUUUAAAUUUUGUAUUAAUAAUAUUAAAACUUUGUUUUUAACGAUUUCAGGUGAUCCAUCAGCUUUAAAAUAUCGAUUUAUCAGAUUACAAAAUAACUCAUUUUUAGAUUCAUUUGGUAGUCGUCCUGGAGCAAUUUCUAUUUUAUGGGGUAGUGGGUUUAGACUUAUAUCAGACAAAGAAUCUUAUGAGUAUUGGGGGAAGUUAAAGUCUGAAAUAUCAUCACUGGGAGACUUACCCGAAUAUUCACUUUGCUUGUAUAUGGAUGAACCUGAUCCUAUUCAAAAUUACAAUGCCUGGAUUUCAUGGAUUGAUUGGCUUUCAAGCCUAGUAAGAAUAAUCAGUGAUAUUAGCAAACUAAUUACUAAUAUUAGCUCUAAAGAAAAUUUAAUAGAACUAUUGCGAGAAAAAAGGAUCUGUUUAUGUAAAUAA